CAUCUCUCUUUCUCUAAUCUGUUCAAUUCUUAGACAACACUAACACCAUCAUAUAUUCAAUUCUAAUUUUCCAAAAUUCACAAUUCAUUAUCAACAUCUAUGGCAGCAAACGAGCAACCGGUACAAUCAGUUCUCUAAAAAUCGAAAUCGCCGGAGCUCAGAGACGACACCAACACCUCAGGCAGCAAACCAGUCCAGAGAUCCCAGCCGUACAAAAAGCCCCCUUCCACCGUCAUUCUAAUGAAAUAGAAGAGAAAAAGCUUUACUCGUCUCCGCCUCCGCUUCUACAAUCAAGAUUCCCACUACAACUUCUUACUCAAAUCAAAUCUCACACUCACAAACGGCAUCAACGGCAUUGAGGAGCAAGUAGAGCCCAUCGACCCAUUAAUUGGCCGUGUGUGUGUCGCCGAGCCACUGCGGCUAUGGUCAGUGAAGAGGUCAAAGAUUAUGAUAAGAGUUGUAGAGAAAUUCAGGGUUAGUGAACUGAGAGUGAUGAUGAGUUUGUUUGUUUAGGUGGGUUUAAGAAUGAGAGCCAAUUGAAAUGGGAAGAAAUUGAAAAUUGACGAGAGUAUUUAUGAUGAGUUUGGUAUUUGUUAUGAAAUUGAGUGUGAGAUUAGAGGGUUUUAGAAGUUUUUGUUGAGACUGCAAUUAAACAAGAUUAUGGAUUAGUGAGUUUGCUGGAUGGGUUUUUGUUCUUAGAGGUUUUUGUUGGUGAUGGCCGGACUGAGAUUAGUGUAAAUCACCGUUGAAUUUGAAAAAGAAAGAAAUGCAAGAAGAUGCCCAGUCAGCAUUUAUUUUACUUUUAGAUUAAAAAAUUAAAUUACCAUGUCAUAUUUAUUAAAAAUAAAUAAAUAUAAAUAUCACUUUUUUCUUCUACCACUCUCAUUAACGGAGAGCGUGACACACUCUCCAUUUUCCAUCCACGUAAGGGUCUCAAUAUUUGAUUUUGCCAAGUACAGGGAUCUCGGAGUGAAAUUUUUUGAAGUAGGAGCCUCUCGAACAAAAGUGGUAAAGUAGAGGGGCCUCCGUAUGGGUUUUGCCUUGCAACUGUAUAGUAAUUGAGUAGCGCUUGGGGACGAUGGCGAGAGUGAAACACACUGCCACCAAAUCUCGGAAGAAGCCCUCCGCAGCUGCUCCGACUCCUAGUUCGCCUUCUUCUCCGGCAACACCGUCUACAAGAUCAAGAACGCAGGCUCCGGAUACACAAAGGAAAACCAAACCUCAUCGUUACAAGCCCGGAACAGUCGCUCUCCGCGAAAUUCGCCACUUCCAGAAGACCUGGAAUCUCCUCAUUCCUACUGCUCCCUUCAUCCGACUGGUGAGAGAUAUCACUGGAGUACUCUCUGCUGAAGUUAACCGUUGGACAGCUGAAGCUUUGAUGGCAAUUCAAGAGGCAUCAGAGGGGUUUUUGAUUCAAUUGUUUGAAGACGGAAUGCUAUGUGCUAUUCAUGCAAAGCGUGUUACGUUAAUGAAAAAGGAUUUGGAAUUGGCACGACGGCUUGGAGGGAAGGGGCGACCUUGGUGAAAGUGUUACCUCAUAGGCAAGUGCAUCAUUGCUGAAUAUAACCAUUUUGAAAAGUAGUUAGUUGUUUGUCUCAUUUUGGGUGCAUUAGUAAAUAGUGUUUUAGGUCCCCUAAUAUGCCUGUUCAUAGUUAUGCGGUCAUGAUUGUUGGGCAUAUUAACCACAACUAGGAAGCAUUCAUAUGUAUCUUUUUGUGACAGCUUUUGGCAAUGUAUGCGUGGAAUUUACAAUUGUUUUUAA
Molecule: messenger RNA, 1762 nt
Organism: Mercurialis annua (annual mercury)
Lineage: Eukaryota; Viridiplantae; Streptophyta; Magnoliopsida; Malpighiales; Euphorbiaceae
Product: histone H3-like centromeric protein CENH3
Exons: 7
Coding region: 1079-1525 (148 amino acids)
Cellular component (GO): nucleosome
Molecular function (GO): structural constituent of chromatin; DNA binding; protein heterodimerization activity
Source: RefSeq, a predicted model, not a curated record